UGUUGUAAUGACUCUAGUGUUGGAAAUGGAAACUCAGAAGCAACUUUUCCACUAUGCGAUAUUCGCUUUGAAACUGACAGGCAUGUGGCGACUUGGUACGCCGCAUUUUCCAAAUAUUUUCGAGUACAUUUAUGUAAUAUAUUCGUUAGUACUCAAGGUUAUUUGCAUGUCUCUGACGGUAUCGAUGGCUGUGGAUAUACCCAAUGUUUUAAGGACAGAUCCUGAUAAAGCUAUUGAUAGCAUAUCGAAAUUGACUUACUGCAUACUACUGUUUGCCAAGGUCCUUUCCUAUCCUAACAUUUCAAGAGAGAUACUACCUCAAGCACUGUCAUAUGAACGUUGUAUCUAUGACCAACACCAUUCAGCCACUAUGGAAAUUUAUACGAAACACGUCAAUUUCUGCCACACGUUGAGCAAAUUCUUUUACGUUUCCACGAUGUUCACUGGAACGGCUUUUUCUGGAUUUGGAAUCAUCAAUAGUCUUCAAUUUCACAAGCAUAACACUAACAGUAACCAAACUUUGAACAAACCUCUACCCUUACAACUGUGGUACCCGUACGACAAAAACAGGCACCAUGUGUGGGCACUCAUGCACCAAGUGGUAUCCAUUAGCGUAUGGACGAUUUUUAUUAUAUCGCUACAAGUGUUUAGUAACAGCACGUUGAUAUUUCUCAGGAGUCAGUUAAAAGUACUGCAAAACCAAUUCAGAAAUUUUAAUAAACAUGUCGGUGGUGAUGAGCAUGUACUGGAUAGAGGUAGGGCCGUUAUUAAGAGCUUGAAAGCGUUGUGCGUGGCACAUCAAAAUCUGCUUAGGUAUAUACAAGUUGUAAACGAAGCGUUCAAGGCAACGAUAUUUUUCGAAUACGCGGUCAUAUCCUUAAUCCUGGGGAUGGUGCUCUUCCAAAUCAUUGCGGGCUUGGAGGCGUCAUUAAACAGUACCUUCGGCUUUGUCGUAAUCAGUCAGCUCAUGUUAUUGUCAUGGACAACCGACGAAAUCGUAGUUCAAAGUUCCGAAUUAGCAAGCGCCUUAUACGAGAGCAAAUGGUUCGAACAGAAUAAGAAAUCGAUGUUAUUCAUUCGCUUUAUGAUCAUGAGGUGCCAGAAACCGAUUAGCAUCGAUAUAGGUCCGUUCGGUCCCAUGACGAUGUUUUCUGCGAUGAGUCGAUUAAAAUUGGCUUACUCGUACACGUCGGUAAUGCUAUAAAAUGCUAAAAAUCAGAGGUCACAUGGGAAUGUACAAAAAUGGAGACUCAUAAACAGGAUUGGAAUUAUUGCUCAAUGGAUAGUCACCCCCUUCGCAUGGACUUGUUAUUGUUAUAAAAUAGCGUUUUUAUACAUCUGUAACUUUUAACAAAGUUUACAGUAUACAUUGUAUUAUAUAAUUUAUUUAAAAUUUAGUCACAUAGGUUUUUGACUCCCCUCUAUCGGUUUUCAAAAUAUUAACUAUUUUCUUUGAAACAUUUUAAUUUCUUAUUGCAUGGUUAAUUGAAUAUUUUGAAAGCUGACAUAUUUCUUUGCAAUUUUCCAGGAUCCUAGGUACCAGUUCCCUGUGGAAGUUUUUCGCAAAACUGGCAAAAAAAAAUCUUUUUGAAGGGAUGCAUUGUUUAUUAUGAAAUAUUCUGACAAUUAAUUAAAACUGCUUACAAUUGAUAAAUAUUUGGUUUGCAAGGUUUUUGAAAUAAAACAUCUAAUUAGUUUAACAGCCGUAAGUAAGUAUGUAUUUAUUAACAACUAACAACAUUUAUUGGAUUGAAAAACAUUUAAUCCUGUUUAUCAUUUUUAAACUGAGCGAAAAAUGUUUCUAUUAUACGUUCAGUUGUUCAUUGAAUAAAAAAAUAAUUUAUGGUUUAUAACAAAAAGAAACAAGUUUAUAUAAUUACAUAAUUGUAUUAGUAGAGUGAGAUCCAAAGAUCCCAAAAUAAAAGAAAAUGUCAACAGGUUUACCUGUUUUAUUUUAUUGCCUUUAUUGUUUUCAGUGUAUUAAUAAAAACUCAACUUAAAUAGUUCAAUGACGACUCCCAGCUGCAAAUAGAUUUUAUUCUUGAAAAUAUAGACACGUCCCAAGAAAACUUUAACAGUGCUUAAACUCAACCUGUCUGUUCGGAUUGUUGACAGGCGAAAAAGUUAAACCAAAUAAUGAGAAAUUUUGGAGAAUUUCAAACAUCACAACAUAAAACCGUUUCAUUUCAAAAAUGGUUCUUCUGCUUCGGUCCAAAAUACUGAAAUGAACUUCCGUCAAAUGCGGCACGUCUGCCUUCAGCAAUAUUUGAAAAAGAAUGAUUGUUGUAAAAAAAUGUGCACCUUGCUCUCCCUUGCAUCCUUGAUUUUUUUUCUUUCUCCCUUUUCGUUUGUUUUC
Cylas formicarius (sweet potato weevil) is the source of this 2356-nucleotide messenger RNA. RefSeq names its product odorant receptor 49b-like. The record is from RefSeq and is a predicted model, not a curated record. Bases 8 to 1204 code for a protein of 398 amino acids. Gene Ontology annotation, biological process: detection of chemical stimulus involved in sensory perception of smell; sensory perception of smell. The transcript has 7 exons. Lineage: Eukaryota; Metazoa; Arthropoda; Insecta; Coleoptera; Brentidae. Gene Ontology annotation, cellular component: plasma membrane. Gene Ontology annotation, molecular function: odorant binding; olfactory receptor activity.